AUGGGCCACAUUGGUUCGGGGGAAGAGUGUCGUGUUCUUGGCAGACAUCAAGCUCGCCAUCGACUGCACACCCUCCUGGAAUCGGUGACAGGAAACAGGCACUGCGACAAGGACCCUGCAUUACGUCCGGUGCACACCCGUCCCCGUGCAGCCUGGUUCAACGUCGCGCUCAACAUUGAGAUGGAACCAUGUUACGGCGGUACCAAUUUCGACCUCGCAUGCUUUACCGGUCAGCGAUGCUGCGCGGUUGGAACUGUGGCAGUGCUGCUUCUUGGCGAGGCAUUCACCUCCAGCGUUGGUCUUAGACGCCGCCCAGAGAUGACGGAAACGGUUUCCAUCAAACGCAGCAUGCCCUCGUCUAUCCGUGAGCUCGUCUCAAUUGAGGCUCAACGGGUCGAUUCGGGAUCCUUGUUGAACAAAAGUCACAAUGGAGGCAGCGAACAAAAGUAA
Messenger RNA from Colletotrichum navitas, 450 nucleotides. RefSeq lists its product as uncharacterized. The transcript has 3 exons. NCBI's taxonomy places the organism in Eukaryota, Fungi, Ascomycota, Sordariomycetes, Glomerellales, Glomerellaceae. The coding region runs from base 1 to 450 and encodes 149 amino acids. The record is from RefSeq and is a predicted model, not a curated record.